Messenger RNA from Chara braunii, 2150 nucleotides. Lineage: Eukaryota; Viridiplantae; Streptophyta; Charophyceae; Charales; Characeae. The record is from the annotation of a GenBank genome assembly.
AUAUAUGGCGGCUUCUGCUUGCUGGUGGACGCGGUACGGCUCUUUCUGUGCAAUAGCACAGCAGACAUUGCGGCUGCUCUUCCUGUCCACACUCUGCAGUUGCAUGAUCGGCUUCGUCGUUGUCGCUCAAAAAAAGACAGACCGUCAUCUUUUCCCGUCAUCUGCCAUGGCUAUGGGCGAUUCCCUUGCGUACUCCAACGGUCAUGGGGCCUCGCCUGGCGUCCAAACGGAUUACUACCACGGCAACCGUCCCGCCGGCGACCGGUCGCUGGCUUCAGAAGAUGUCUUGCCGUCCGUCACCCUUCUCGAGCAGGAAUUGUUUGUACGUGACGUCAACGGCACAGCUGGGACGCCGAGGGCCGUGCUCGUUCACACACCAGAGGCGCCUUUCAAUGCCAUCCCAUCGCCGUUCGAUGAAUCUUCCGGCUUGGGUUAUAGGUGCGAAUCUAUUUAUAGAAAUGUAGUGUUUCUCCCCAACAGCACGCAGUUUUUCGCUAUCCUCGAGCAGAGCUGCAUCACACGCAACCGUACUUAUCAACGAAACUUAGAAGCGAGUGAGUCUGUGGGGAUUUCCUAUGUGAGCUUAACCUUUAGAGAGAUGUCAGUGCGGCACGCAGAUCUGCUGCCCAUGAGGCAGGGGUCGAAGCCUCUUGCAGACGAGGCAGUGUUAAGCUACUGGUGGCCGGUAGACAGUACCGACGGGGAGAGAGUCUCAUCGCCCAUUCUUUACGAGAAAGACAAGAACAUGCCAAUCAUGGCGACAAUCUACGGCAUGGACAUCGCCGAGACUGGCACGCAUCUGGUCUUGGUUUCGUUCAGGCACAGCGGGUCAAUGCAGCCAACGCCGCCGGUGCUUAUGUCUCUGUCAACGAUCAACGGCAGUCGAUCGUUAAUCAUGUCUUUGACGGGUGACGUGACUUCGGUUGAUGGGAUAGCUUUCGAUCGUAAUAAGACAAAACUCUUCGCCACUGAAAACUUCCUCUCCCCUUCCAGUUUACUCACCGGCGGCCGUCUCUGGGUCCGUCUAGCGUCUGCUGACGUGGACGAAUCCGGUUACCCGGUUACAUCCGACGGUCGUGAUCGGGAGCGGGACCCUUUUCACAUCGUACACCGACUGGGCAGCCCGCCUGAUCCAGAGAUAGACUACGUUCCCGGCGGGGCUUAUUUCAGCCCUCACAGCGUCACUCCUAGCGGAAGGUGCAUGUACCUUAUGAAUAAGUAUCCGAUGGAGGUGUUUGGAGUCGAUCCCUCGACCUCCGAACUCACUCGAGUGCUGGGCCCUGGCAUGAAAACGAAGCCUUUCGCCUUUUCGCAUUCCCGGACUCCGUAUACUGCACGGACGGAUAUCGCAGCGACAUCGGACGGUUGUAAUCUGUUCAUCACAGGUGCCGUUGAUUAUCCGGCUUCGACUGGGCUUGUAUGGGUGAAGAUGACGAGAAGAUGCGGCAGGGCACGGAGCAAGGAGGUUGUGGCGCGCUACGACGGCUACGAGACCACGGGGAUCGGAAGCCUGGCUCUUCAGGAACUGGAAGGUCGGCUGUUCCUGUACAUAGGAGCUACAGACGGCCGCCUGUUCGAGCUGGAGAUUAACCGGUCCCACCUGCACGUAUGCUCCGACGCCAGCCGACGUCUGAGGCCGCCACCCCUCUCUCUUCUCAUUACCUUUCUUCAUCUCCUUACUUUCGUCAUGGCUUUCGUCUCGUUCGUUAUUGCCUUAUGAGAGAGAGAUGGCUGGCGAUUCAGGGUACCAUAGUCCCAGAGUUUCGGGCCUACUCUAGGUCGGUCUGAAACGCUUUCUCCUCUUCCUUGGCUGCGAUGGGUAGAAACUGUGGUUUUGAUAUUCAUGAUUCGAUGACGGUUUUCAAUAGCCAGAGGGUUUCUUCUUGCGAAUCCUUUAACGGCUUGUCAUAUUCUCGCCAAUGUUUUUUCUUUCUUUCUCAAUCUCUAGAUUCUUCAAUGACUUGUCAUCUUCACGCCAGCACAGUCUGAGAACACGUGGGGUGGGGGCGAGGCCGUUCUUGCCUCGAUUCUUCUUUCUCGAUCGUAAGGCGAGAAGCGGGUACUCGGGGUACUUGGAACUGUGCCCUAGGAGGAGGAGAGAGUUACAACGGAUCGAGAGAAAAAUGCGGAAGUAAAUGCCACGCUGAGUU